CUGAGGCUGUCAACAUCCUGGGCGCGUCCAUCAGGACUCGUCCAGGGAGGCUCAUCCUCCGCUUUACCGUCACAGCUCUUGGAAUCUCAUUGACAACGCCGCCAAUGGCGCCCCCAGCGCCAUGCCAGCUGGUCUCUGGCCAGUACCUCAACAAUAUGACUAUAAUACGCCCGUCUGUUCCAGUUUUCCUAUCCUUUAUUUUUCGUCACCUUGUGCUCACAUCGAAUCACCGAAAGAUCGACCUUGUCCUUGCCCAUCUACUAAACCGAAUACCGACCGUCACGCCCUGGGAUUUCCUUGACUCUUCCUGUACCCUUUUCUCCCUACGGCCAGCUUACGAAUUUAGUCAUGCGCCGUCGGAGAGAAACCAGUGCCAGCUCCCGCACUGCCAUUACUGAAUCAUCCACCACGUCUCCUGGAAUUACCGAUGACGAUAGAUCCGUCGAACCUAACUCGGAGACGGACCUGACGGAACCGGAAUACCUGCCUCCCCCUUCUCAGAAGGUCCAGAAAAAGAAAACACGGCGAGGCCCUACUUUAGGACGCGAGCGCGCGGACUUCGCAGAGUUCAAAGUUUCGGAAACUGAGAAUAUCAUAGAUGUGUCGGCCGUGGAGGUGGUUCAUCAGGGCCGUUACGAAGAUCCAGCUGAUGAUACAGAUGAGGAUCUGUCUAAGGUGCCGGAAGAUUAUGGCAAAUCGAAUAAUACCCGGAAACUGAACCUUCGACUAGAGGAGCGCUGGGCUCGGUACUGUCGGACUAAAGCAAUCGAGCCGUCAGCCGAUCCGAAGUGGGAAGAUCCAGAGGAGGCCUUACGUCAAGCCUCCCCAAACGACAUCCACCGGUUUCUGAAUUGGUGUCUCAAGCUGAAGUACGGCUUGGACGGUCGCCGCCUAAAGGGCUACAGAAAAGCUAGUGCCCUUGAAGCGGACUGGAAGUAUUUCCGAGUCUAUUACACCAAAGUGACGAAGCAGGAGAUGAGCAAAGAAAUGGGUGAGGCGGUGCGCACUGGAAUGAGACACUUGAUCGAUAAACGCGGGUUGGACAAACAGCCACGGGCAAAUGUUCCCGUCUAUGUCGAAGACAUGGUGCCGUUCAAUGAGACAAUUCUCCAAACCCAGGAAAGGCGAUUCCAUCUUGGGUUUCAGCGAAUUCUUCUAUGUCUCUACAACACCAUCAGGCUUUUCACUGUCAACCGGAAACAGGCGAUGCUACACCUCCAGUUCAAGCAUUUGCAGAUAAGUCUGCAGCGGGAUCCGCAUGGAGGACCGCCGGUGCCGAUGAUAGAGAUUGAACCCCAGUUUGUGAAAAGUGUUCUCGGAAUGUCAAAGGUCAAUACCUUCACUUUACCCGAAAUUAUCUAUGGUGUAUCGCUUGUUUUCAGCCCACACGUAUUGCUCUUCAGCAUACUGUUCUACGUAAAUGCGUUUGAGGCGCCCCACUUGACUUCGAUGGAGGACCUUCGGAGGCUGUUCAUUGAGGAUGGGCGACAGGAGAUGCCACUUCCCCUGAAAAAGGAGAUGGACAGUUACUAUGUCUUUCCGAAGGUUGACGUCAUCGAGGGCGAGCCCCGUAUCUUGUGGGAGACACGCAUGAACGGCUCUACACUGGAUGGGCAGCUUCGGUCAUUCAGUGAAAUACAUGGUUUCCUGAAUCACUUUUUCUCCCACCAGUUCCGUUACGGGGGAGGAGAAUUGCUUGACCAGAGUGGAUUUGUGAGCGAGGCGCAGCGUAACGUGAUCAUGGCUCACGCGAGCAGCAGAACCUUCAUCAAGCACUAUCGACCACGACGGCAUACUGGUUUGCAGGAGGUCAUGUGCGGAGUCGAUCCGGAUGAGGAACUUUCGCGAGCUGUGACUCGGAUGAGCCGUUGGAUUGACAAGAGGCGACCCCGAAUUCUAAGCGACGCCGAGAAAGCGUCAGUGGAGAAGGAUCCCGAGUUGCAAUCUGCCAUACAAUGGCACGCUGAGCUGGAGGACCGUUAUGCUCGAUCCAACGAUCCAACAUUGCGGGCCUUGUUGGAACAACAGGAGCGUGGUGUUGAGAACACGCGUCGCCGUCUUCGGGAGAAACGGCGUAAAGAGAUCCGCCGGGAUUUCAGUCGGAAACAAGCGGUUAUUGACAUUGAGAGGCAAUUGACAGGCGGUGCCGUGAAUGACGAGCCUGCCCGGGAGGUGUUACGGAAGGAGUUUGCUAUGCCACCGGAGCAGAUCCUCCUUGUGGAGACAUUUUUCACUUGGCCUACUUCAGACGCGUUGGAAGACGAGUGGUUGAGGCGCAAUAAAGCAGUGGCGGCGGGUACACAGUACUGCAGUUUCCGUGAGGGGGGACCUCUCCGCGGACGGCCAAAACAUCCUGCAUCAGACGAUGCGACUCAAGUCGCAGACCCACUAGCUAAAAAGCAGAAGAUGCAGGAGCGUCCGACUGUGUCGGCAUGGGAGAAGAAGCUUGGUUCCGUCAAGGAAAAGGUGACAGCGGACAAGCCAUCUGCGUGUUUUCAAUGCUUGAAAGAAUACUCUGAUGUUUACGGAGUGAAGAGACACUUUAAGACAUUGCAUCUGAAGGAUCGCAAAUGCAACUUCUGUGAUCUGUCGCUACAGCAUGAGAUGCACUUGCGGAGCCAUGCGCAGGAAGUCCACCGGCUUCGUACGUGA
Monascus purpureus is the source of this 2652-nucleotide messenger RNA. The record is from the annotation of a GenBank genome assembly. Lineage: Eukaryota; Fungi; Ascomycota; Eurotiomycetes; Eurotiales; Aspergillaceae.